Messenger RNA from Funneliformis geosporum, 2245 nucleotides. The record is from the annotation of a GenBank genome assembly. Lineage: Eukaryota; Fungi; Glomeromycota; Glomeromycetes; Glomerales; Glomeraceae.
AUGGAGAAAUUUGGCGAAAAUUCAGCGGAUAACCUAAUAAUUUGCGGAGAUAGUUUAAAUGCUUUAACUAGUUUAACCAAAAUUCCGGAAUAUCAAAAAAAGUAUGUCAAUAAAGUUAAGUUAAUUUAUAUUGACCCACCUUUUAAUACCGGACAAAUGUUUGCUAAUUAUGACGACCAAUUAGAGCAUUCAGUGUGGUUAACUAUGAUGCGAGAUAGAGUGUUAAAAGCCUAUGAAUUAUUAAGUGAUGAUGCAAAAACAAUGUCUUUAAGUUAUGUAUACCCAAUUAUCACUCCGUCUGGAAAAAUAGUUUAUCCCCCAAAAGGAAGUUCAUGGCGUAUGUCCGAAACCCGUUUUAAAGAAUUAGAAGUGGGACACAAUGCGGAAGCACGAGAAGAAAUUAAAAAACUAUUUCCCGAAAUUGAGCCAUUUGCUACACCAAAACCCGAAAGGCUACUUCACCGAAUUAUCCAAAUUGCCACGAAUGAGGGCGAUAUUGUGCUUGAUUAUUUUGCUGGUUCGGGGACUACCGCGGCGGUGGCUCAAAAAUUAAGGAGAAAUUAUUUUCAAGUUGAAAGGUCUAUGUUUGAUACUCAUUCCGGAAUAAUUUGUAUUGCCGAGCAUGCUUUAAAUGGUAAGUUGGCGAAACUGGUAGCGACCCAGUUAGAAUAUGAUUAUCAGCCGGAAAACGAGCAUUUUUGCGGCAAAAAAGGGGAUGUUUUGUUAGCGGUAGUGGAUGGCAUGUUGACCGAGGGAUUACUUAAUUUCUUGCUGAAUUCCAUGGAUAAGGAAAAGUUUUUGGAAGUAGCGGCUUUGGCGGUUGACCCCGAUUUAGAGGAUAAAAAAUUUAAUAAUAUAAAAAUUGUGGGUUGCGUUCCGAUAUGGCUCUUCUACAAGUCAAAAAAAGAAACUAAAAAAAUAGAGAAAAGGCUUGAAGAAGAAAUAAUAGCAAGAAAGGAUUUAGAGAAGAAAGUGAUAGAAGAAAACGCUAAAGGAUUGAACUCUCUUUAUUAUAAGGAAAGAGAAAGAAGUGAAAAUUGCUAUAAAAGGCUCAAAGAGGAAACGGAAAAAAGCGAUAAGUUAAUAAAUAAGGAACAUGACAUUAGUGAUGAGAAUCAACAACAAGAAGCAAUUGUAGAGGUUAAAGAACUCCGUCUACCCAACCAAGAAGCAGUUCAAGCAUUUUUAAACCAUUAUUAUAAUUCCGAAAAUAAUCCGGAAAAAUUAUCUGACCGAAGGCUCGACAAUUUUAGUAAAUUGUCUGAAUAUAUUCUCUCGGUAGCUACCGGAGUAGGAAAAACUUAUAUAAUUGUCGCUAUUCUAAACUAUUUAGCCGAAAGCGAAAAGUUAACUAAUUUUCUCAUUGUUGCCCCAGGAAAAAUCAUUCGAGAAAAGACCAUUAACAAUUUUUCACUCAAUAAACCUAAUUCUUUGGCGGAUAAACUAACCAUUAAACCUCCCCAUAUUAUCGAUAUCAAAAAUUUUCACACGGCCAAAACUACUGAUAAAAAUUCCGCUAAAUUAUUUAUUUUUACCGUUCAAUCUCUAACCCAAGCCAAAGGCAAAACGGCUCGCAAAACUAGUAAUUAUGAUGAAGUAUUGGGUCAAUCUUUACGGGAACAUUUAAGUAAACUAGAUGACUUGGUUAUUUUUGCCGACGAACACCAUUUAUACUAUGGGGAAAAGUUUUCCGAAGCCAUUCGGGAACUGAAACCUAAAAUUUUAAUUGGACUAACUGGAACUCCGCAUGAAAAAACUCCCCCACAAGAAAUUAUUUUUGAAUAUCCUUUAUGGAAAGCCUUGCGGGAUAAAUUAAUUAAAAUUCCGGUUAUGGUUGGUCGCUAUGACGGAUAUCAGGAGGAAGAAACUAAAUUAAAAGAUGCGAUAAAAUUAUUAGAAGCUAAGCAAACACUUUUAGACAGUUAUACCCAACAAAACAAUUUGAAUUCUCAAAAAGCCUUAAUGUUAACAAUUGCUCCCAGUAUUGAGGAAGCCGAAAACAUUAAGAGUAGUUUAAUAGUUAAUUGUCAAUUUCCCUCUGAAAAUAUUCUCCAAGUUGACAGUAGCAAAAUUACCGAUGAUUUAGCCCAAGAAUUACAAAAUAUUGAUAAUUCCCAAAACCCCACUCGAAUUAUUAUUGCGGUUGGCAUGUUAAAAGAGGGUUGGGAUGUCAAAAAUGUUUAUGUUAUUGUUCCCUUGCGGGCUUUUAAAUCGGCUACUUUUAUCGAACAAAUAAUUGGUCGUG